AUGGCGGAGGCAGCGGCUCCCAAGUCAUACAGCCUAGAUGCUGUCAAGAAGCCCUUGAAGAGGGCGCGUGUGAAUCGUCCCUCGAAGCUGCGUGCGAGCAUCACCCCAGGCACAGUGCUCAUCAUCCUCGCUGGCCGCGACAAGGGCAGGCGCGUCGUCUUCCUUAAGCAGCUCGAGUCCGGUCUCCUCCUCGUCACUGGUCCCUUCAAGGUGAACAGGAUUCCCCUGAGGAGAGUCAACCAGCGCUACGUCAUCGCCACGUCGACCAAGGUGGACGUGAGCGGCGUUGACGUGGCCAAGUUCGACGACGGCUACUUCGCGGGCGAGCAGAAGAAGAAGGAGAAGAAGAGCGAGGGCGAGUUCUUCGAGACCGAGAAGAAGGAGAAGAAAGUGGUGUCGCAGGCGAGGAAGGAUGACCAGGCGGCGGUGGACGAGAAGAUCCUGGCGGCCGUAGGCAGCGAGCCGCUGCUCAAGGAGUACCUCUCUGCUCGCUUCUCACUCACGUCGGGAGACAAGCCCCACCGCAUGCAGUUUUAG
Molecule: messenger RNA, 537 nt
Organism: Closterium sp. Naga37s-1
Lineage: Eukaryota; Viridiplantae; Streptophyta; Zygnematophyceae; Desmidiales; Closteriaceae
Source: the annotation of a GenBank genome assembly